AAUGUAAUCAAUAUGAUGAACUUUGUUGCCAACACAGUCGACUGCAUAUUUUAGAGAAGUUCUCAGAUAAGGAUGGAAAAAUAUUUAACAGACUUAUCUUGUAACAGCUGUUCAACAUCACCAAGGCCGUGAACUUUGCCUUCAGUGACAAGACCGUCGACUGCACUUGUUUCCAUCAGCAGGGGUGUCCACUGAGGAGGUGCGCUGAUUCUGUUCGGCUUCCGUUCAUUCAACACGGUUCCUCUGCUCAACACAAACACUAUUACUAGGUCCUCGCGUGCGUGUGUGUCUGGCUGCACUUCAUCAUCUUGGUACUACACGCUGCUCUGUGUCACCAGUCCGCGCCGCCCCAUCAUGGCCCUCACGCAGAGUCUUCUCGUGCUGCUGCUGUUCACCAUCGUCAACGCCGCUGUGGGUCCAGCUGCUGUGGCCCACAGGACCCUUAAUGGCAGUCUUUCCGAAGCCCAAGAAAGCCUCCCUAAUGACUCUCUGAAGAUCAAAAGACCCAUAAUGGAAGUCGCCGCUCAAGAAAACAGUGACUCGUCCAUGGGUGUGAUGCAGGAGACCGCCCACAGAGUGUUGCCGCCCCCUCUCUGGAACAUCUUUUUCGAGGAGCUCCCCGAGUUGAUGUUUGAGUCAAACUAUGAACCUGAAGCUCAGGCAGAGUGGGAGCAAAAAUUAAACUGGCUGGAUAAGCUCGCCGCAUACUAUCUGCCCAACACUACGAACGUGUCGCCCGAGUGUAGGAGAGACGUGAACGCCAUAACGGCGGGCAUCACCAGCAGGGACUGGGCGCGAAGAAUCGUGGACUCAUGGGGCAAGUUCUCGGAUGGAGUGCUGGCCGGAAACACAAUGCAGAUGGGACUGCUGGACGAGUGCCUCAUGACCAAAGUGGACUCUCAGGAUCCGGAUGCACACUUCAGGGGACAGUACUGCGCUUUCUCCUUCAGGAAGAAAUUCAAAUCGAGGCGAACACAGGAGGAAGGAUAUAAAGAAGUGGAGGAGAAGCAGGGAGUGGAAGUGGCGAUUCCCGAGCUGCACGUGGCCAACAUGAAAGGCGUACUGCAAGCGGCACUUCCCUAUAACCUCAUGGCCACGUGCAUCCCUUCCACCUGCACCAAGGAGGAGUACAUGAUAGGUUUGGUGGAUCAAUUGAACAAAACCGGGCUGGAGUUAUCAAUGCUGGAGUGCCAGACGAAGGAACUGCCCACCCUGCGGUACAAUGCUGCCGAUAUCAUCAUGAUCAUCACCCUUAUAGUCAUGGGCAUCCUGGUGAUGGUUGGAACUGUGGCAGACGUCUGCAUCCAGAUCUCCGAGGACCAGGAGGCUGCCCAAGGUCCUCUGCGUUACUUUCUCGUCUUCUCCUUCUACACCAACCUAUCCAAGAUCUUCAGAAUCAACGUGAAUGAGAACAAGGAAGUCAUCUCUUGUCUCCACGGCAUGAGAGUGCUAAGCAUGUGCUGGGUGGUGAUAUCCCACUCCUACCUGUAUUCCGUCACGAUCAGCGCCAACAAAGGUCUUCUAGGACAAAUGGUGGCGGAGCAUCCCUACUUCUACCAGAUCAUCCUGAACGGCUACCCCUCCGUCGACACGUUCUUCUUCAUGAGCGGCCUCCUCGUCUCCUACAACCUGACGAAGGAGUUUCAGAGAACGUCAAGAUUUAAUAUCCUUCUUUACUAUGUACACAGGUUCAUUAGGCUCGCCCCGCCAAUCCUGCUGCUGUGUGGGUUCUUUGCUGUGUUCCCGCCGCUGUUCGUGCAGGGCUCAGUGUCGCCGGAGAUCAUAAGAAAAGGCAAAAUGGUGGACAACUGCAUUAGGUAUUGGUGGCGCGACAGCUUCUUCCUCACCAAUAUAUUUCUCGGUCAUGAGGACAGGCUAUCAUGCUUGUCGGUAUGCUGGUAUACGGCGGUGGACUUCCAACUAUACAUCGUGACGCCGUUCAUGUUCCUGCCGCUACUGUACCACUGCAAGUCAGGAACGGUGGUGCUGGGAACCUGGCUGCUGGCCUCCGUCAUCAUCCCUAUGAGCAUCAUCGGAAUCUGCCAGCUUCCUCCCUCUCUCGUGAUGGAUACAACGGCAGAGAAGUCGUGGAAUGCGGUGACGUACGUGUACACAACGCCGUGGUGCCGUGCGACGCCCUACCUGGUGGGCCUCGCUCUGGGGUACUUUCUGAGGGUGGUGGACAAGGAGAAGGUGCAGCUCAAAUGUUGGCAGGCGGUACUGGGCUGGAUCGCCGCGGUGUCCACCAUGAGCGCCGUAGUGUUCGGCCUCAAGGACUACAACACCCUGACAAUGAAACCCCACGAGUAUGUGCCCGCGAUAAGCAUUCUGUACGGCGGCCUGCACCGCCUCGCGUGGGGCGUGGCGGUGGCCUGGAUGGUCUUCGCCUGCCAUAUGGGAUACGGAGGUCCCAUCAACAGUCUGCUGGGGCACCCCAUCUGGCAGCCCCUCAGCCGGCUCACCUACUCCAUCUUCCUCAUCGCCGUCAACGCCCAGACCAUCUACUAUACCUACUACUCCCGCCUGCCCCUCUACUUCACGCCAUUUUACAAGCUAAUGGAGACCGCGGGGAUUCUGCUAGUCGCUACGUUCGCUGGGGUGCUGCUCUCCCUCCUGGCUGAGUCUCCCGUGCUGGGCCUUGAGAAACUUCUACUCAGAAAGCCUGCCACUACUAGGUCUAUUUGAAGCCUGCCAUCCCUCACCCCCGGCUCCUUUUCCUUCUACGCCUCUUCCUCUCUCUGUAAUUCUUUUCUUUCUCGCCAUUACAUCAGUGGUAAAAACAGAUACCUAUCUAUACUGCCGGAGGCUUGCCAUCUCUCAAGCCAUCACGAGUGGCCGAAAAAUAUCAGCAUGCUUCCCAUCAGCCUCAUGUUCUACGGUGACUGUAUCUCAACUAACGACAAAAAACACAACACAACAUUAGGAAACAAAGCAACACUUACGUUGGUCUGCUGCUGGCACACGCGGCAGUCACACAAAACAAUCUCCUGCAAACAGAGCAAGCUAAUGAAUACAAUAACUCUAUACCACAUCCAUGUUUACAACAUCAACACCAUAACUGAAGAGGAGGAGGAGGAGGAGGAGGAGGAGGAGGAGGAGGAGG
Messenger RNA from Scylla paramamosain (green mud crab), 3103 nucleotides. Its product is annotated as nose resistant to fluoxetine protein 6-like. Lineage: Eukaryota; Metazoa; Arthropoda; Malacostraca; Decapoda; Portunidae. The transcript has 18 exons. The record is from RefSeq and is a predicted model, not a curated record. Gene Ontology annotation, molecular function: acyltransferase activity, transferring groups other than amino-acyl groups. The coding region runs from base 355 to 2685 and encodes 776 amino acids.